AUGGCCACCACCAAGCAGCCCAUCUGGCUCCGUUGCGAGAAGAAGCCCCACGAGCACCGAUCUGCCCUCACCCCCACAACCGCCAAGACGCUCCUCGACGCCGGCUUUGACGUUUACGUCGAGCGUGACCCCCAGCGCAUCUUUGACGACGCCGAGUUCGAGGCCAUUGGCGCCAAGAUUGUCGAGCACAACUCGUGGCCCAACGCACCCCACGACAUCCCCAUCAUUGGCCUCAAGGAGCUGCCCGAGUCCGAUGAGCCCCUCCCGCACACCCACAUCCAGUUCGCCCACUGCUUCAAGCAGCAGGGUGGCUGGAACGACGUUCUCCGUCGCUUCGCCAAGGGCAAGGGCACCCUCUACGACCUCGAGUUCCUCGAGGACCCCGUGAGCAAGCGCCGUGUCGCCGCGUUCGGCUUCCACGCUGGCUUUGCUGGUGCGGCCGCCGGUGCGCUCGCGUACGCCGCUCAGAAGGAGGACGGCGGCAAGGGCGUGCUCAAGGGCCUCAAGCCCUACCCUAACGAGGCCGCCAUGGUCGCCGAGGUUAGCGACGCGCUCCAGAAGGCCGGUGGUGCCGAAAACGUGCGCGUCCUCGUCAUUGGCGCGCUUGGCCGCUGCGGCUCCGGCGCCGUCGACCUCUUCCGCAAGGCCGGCAUCAGGGAGGAGAACAUUCUCAAGUGGGACAUGGCCGAGACUGCCAAGGGUGGGCCCUUCCAGGAGAUCCUUGACGUCGACAUCUUUGUCAACUGCAUCUACCUCUCGCAGCCCAUCCCCAAGUUUGUGACCCGCGAUUCGAUGAACGCUGCUGGCCCCGAGAGACGCCUUGCUGUCGUUGUUGACGUGUCGUGCGAUACUACCAACCCCCACAACCCCAUCCCGAUCUACGACAUCAACACCACCUUCCCAGAGCCCACGGUCGAGGUUGGUGGCCUGGACAAGCGCUGCACCGUCAUCUCGAUCGACCACCUCCCUACCCUCCUUCCCCGUGAGGCGAGUGAGCAGUUCUCGACCGACCUCCUUCCCCACCUCCUCACCCUGCCCAACCGCGCCAACGAGCCCGUGUGGGUCAACGCCGAGAAGCUCUUCCGCCAGAAGCUCGCCGAGGCGGGCGACGAGGACAAGAAGCUCGGCAUCAACUAG
Molecule: messenger RNA, 1137 nt
Organism: Cutaneotrichosporon cavernicola
Lineage: Eukaryota; Fungi; Basidiomycota; Tremellomycetes; Trichosporonales; Trichosporonaceae
Gene: LYS1
Exons: 3
Coding region: 1-1137 (378 amino acids)
Cellular component (GO): cytoplasm
Molecular function (GO): saccharopine dehydrogenase (NAD+, L-lysine-forming) activity
Source: RefSeq, a predicted model, not a curated record